GUCCACGGAUGACGAGGAUAGCGACGAUGAUGAGCUCGAGAAGUGGGAAGAACGGCUGAUGAAGCUUGAGGGGGCGACCACCAAGGAGCUCGACCCAAAGGCCCGACAGGCUCCUCACUUGGUCACCAAGGCGCGACCGGUCCCUUAUCAGCUGGUGAUCCCCACCUACCAACGCUGGAUGCCAGUUUGCCAGAUGAGCAACAAGAAGAGGUUCAAAGGGUGCAAGUCUGCAUUCAUCCUGGUGCACACCCUGGCGAUGUUGUCCAGACAGCGGAUUCCCAAGCAUCGUGUGACGCUCUUCGUGGCCAACGAGACCGAAAGGAAAAACUACAGGGAUGCGCUGGUCGGUAGUGAGUGGGAGAAUGUGCGCAUCGAGCUUUCUGUGAAGGGCAACAAGGAGUCCCGAAACUUUAUCAUGAAGUUUUUCCCAGCCGGCACAUACGUCGUCAGCAUAGAUGAUGACGUCGAGAGGAUCAGCUGGAAGAUUCGGGAGGGUAUGACGCCUUGUGUGCUGCGGACGCUCCCGCCGGGCAGCUUGGAGAAGGUCAUUUUCGAUGCAUACCGGCAGAUGAAAGCACACAAGGCCUACCUCUGGGGAGUAAGCACUUCGCAGAAUGCCCGGCACAUGAAGGUCUAUGGCUUGUCGAAGCGGAACGGCCUCGUCAACGGCUAUCUGAACGGGUACAUCAGCCGACCCAAGUGCAAGGGACUAUUCCGCACCCUCACCGAUGCCACCGAAGAUUCGGAGUUUGCUGUGCGACACUACGCGAAGGAUGGUGUGGUGCUGCGCUAUCGUAUGUACGCCGGCAUCACCAGUCCCUACCUCAAUCGAGGCGGGCUGCAGAAGAAGUUCGAAGCGAGUGGGGAGCGUAUCACAGCCGAACAGCGGGGUGAAGCCCGGAAGAAGGAGGAACGCUGGGGUGCAAUGGAGCUUCACAAGAUGUUCCCGCAGCUCGUGGGACCUCCCAAGAAGCGUCGGGACAAGAAGACCAUGGAGGUGAACUUUCACAGCAUGGGCUAUCCGCCAGGCGAGGGAGGCAAAAGGAAGCGCAUUGCCCCUCGAUUCAUGGAUGCUGACCUGAUCCGCUACAGACCUGAGAACCCGAAACUGUGGGGAUGCCAUGCCUACAAGCUCUACGAGAGCUACAAGAGAUCAAAGACACUGCGAGAGGCCGUGCGGCUCGGCGCGAGGCCCAUCGACUUGGCCCACGACUACAAUUGGGGCUUUCUCACAGUCCGGCGCUUAUCUUUGAACUUGCCAUGGGAGGUGGAGAUCAAGGAGCGACCUCCUCCUGCGCAGCGGGUUGGCUUCAAGUGGGCCCAGAAGCCUCGCAAGAAGGAGGAGGAGAUAUUCCACAAAAUCGACGAUUCCAUCUGCCGAGUGCGCAUCAAGGACAUGAGCUUGGGUCAUCAAGGCCUCACAUUGCCAAAGAAAACGCUGAUACCACUGGCGCGACGGGUGCCACAGCACUUCCGGAAGCUUGAGCUGAACGACUUGACGAAGGAGGACGGUCCGUUGAGCUCGGUUCCCAUGGUGGUUCUACGAUCUUUGCUGCGCUGGAUUUCCACUGGCAGCCUGCGAUACUUGCGCAAGAACACCAAGGCCAUUCUGAGUUGGCAACCUUGA
Molecule: messenger RNA, 1627 nt
Organism: Symbiodinium necroappetens
Lineage: Eukaryota; Dinophyceae; Suessiales; Symbiodiniaceae
Source: the annotation of a GenBank genome assembly